Molecule: messenger RNA, 646 nt
Organism: Colossoma macropomum (tambaqui)
Lineage: Eukaryota; Metazoa; Chordata; Actinopteri; Characiformes; Serrasalmidae
Gene: nop10
Product: NOP10 ribonucleoprotein homolog (yeast)
Exons: 2
Coding region: 193-387 (64 amino acids)
Biological process (GO): rRNA pseudouridine synthesis; ribosome biogenesis; positive regulation of telomerase RNA localization to Cajal body
Cellular component (GO): box H/ACA telomerase RNP complex; box H/ACA snoRNP complex
Molecular function (GO): box H/ACA snoRNA binding; telomerase RNA binding
Source: RefSeq, a predicted model, not a curated record
CGUCGGAUAUCCUCUGCGCUGAACGGAGGUGGCUUAAAGGACCUCGUGUGCUAGAAACGGCGCUGCUCUUUGAAAAUUUGCUGUUUGUAACUCGAUUUUUAUCGAAUUAAGCUGCUUUAAAGGUUUUGGCUCAGCCAGCCGUCACCGCAGACCACCAAACCAGCCGAAUAUUGGACUUCAGCUUCAGCCACCAUGUUUCUGCAGUUCUAUCUGAACGAGAACGGAGAGAGGGUUUACACACUGAAGAAGGUGGAUCCAGAAGGCCGACCCACCAGCUCUGCACACCCGGCUCGGUUCUCCCCUGAUGACAAGUUUUCCCGGCAUCGAGUGACCAUCAAGAAACGUUUCGGGCUUCUGCUGACCCAACAGCCACGACCUGUGCUGUGAAAUGGACACAAAGCCAUUAUCGUGUGUGUGUGUGUGUGUGUGUGUGUGUGUGUGUGUGUGUGUGUGUGUGUGUGUGUUUGUAUCCCCCUACCCAAAGACUGACCUGUGAUACUGAUGAUAUGGAUUAUUGUAUUACUCUGUUCAGCAUAAUUUGAUAUGAACUACUUUUUUUAACAUGAUCACCCCUGCCCUGUACUGUGAUUUGAUACUUGUGCGCAGGAGCCUCACAUUUACAAUAAAACAUUUGAUUUUGCUGAUA